Molecule: messenger RNA, 213 nt
Organism: Echinostoma caproni
Lineage: Eukaryota; Metazoa; Platyhelminthes; Trematoda; Plagiorchiida; Echinostomatidae
Source: the annotation of a GenBank genome assembly
AUGACAUCUAGUCAUCGCCCUGGUUCACGAAGACGAGAUACUAAGGAAACAUCGGCAAUACCGUCUAAGGAACCAGUGAAUCGUGACCCUAAUUUCAUUUAUUCUCGACCUCGUGUGACCACGGACGAACAGAUUGAGGCGGCACGACAACGUUACUUCUUACGCAAAGCAGCUGGUAUUGUCCCAGUGACAGUGGAUUCGGACACAGAAUAG